This is a messenger RNA of Acaromyces ingoldii, 1807 nucleotides long. RefSeq names its product FAD/NAD(P)-binding domain-containing protein. The coding region runs from base 221 to 1744 and encodes 507 amino acids. The transcript is spliced from 3 exons. The record is from RefSeq and is a predicted model, not a curated record. Lineage: Eukaryota; Fungi; Basidiomycota; Exobasidiomycetes; Exobasidiales; Cryptobasidiaceae. Gene Ontology annotation, molecular function: FAD binding.
CAUCGGUCUCCGCGCUUCUCCGCCUUGGAAGAUUCGAAACGGCGCGUCUCGUUGACUUGGCGGGUGCAUGCGCUACCACAUCCAUAGCGCGCCUCGAGCGCACGUACCAGCCUCCAUGGCUCCUCAUACUUAAGAGCUGCCUUCUUGUCUGUCAGCGAGCUCCCUCUUCCACAAGCAGCAAACAGCUCCUUUAGCGCGCAACUGCCGCAAGCAAGAUACAAUGAGUGCGCGACUUCCUGAGCAGGUCGACGUCGUCAUCGCCGGUGCUGGUCCCGCCGGCACCUCGCUCGCCGCCUCGCUCCUCAACAAGGGUGUGCCGUCCUCUCGAAUCCUCGUCGUGGAAAGGAGCACGGCGCCAAAGCCACGGAACCAGUCACGCGCACUGGCCAUUCACGCCCGCACCCUCGAGCUCCUCGCGGCCGAGAUUGACGACCAGGACAGUCCGCUGACGCACACGCACGCACGCACCGAUGCCCAGGGCAACAUUCAGUAUGGCGAUGCCGUGGGCGUCAGCGUCGACGAGCCCAUCGAGCGGCCGUGCCGGAGCGCGACGCACGAGAUUGUCCGGCGCGGCUUCCUGGCCAUGAGCAUGUCGAUGUGGGAGAGGGACAUGUCCAAGGGCAAGAUCAUGGGCGUCGACAUGUCUGGGCUGCCCUCGAGGUUCAGGCAUGUGACGAGUCUGGGCCAGAUCUACACCGAGGAAAUCAUCGCGGCCCGCUUCGAGACGCUCGGUGGCCAGAUCCACAAGGGCUGGUCCGUCGAGGACGUCACAGUGUCCCGGGACGAGGCGGAGGCUCAGAGGCCUGUCACUGUCACGCUGACCAAUGAAGAUGGUGUCGAGGCCAAAGUCAAGUGUUGCCUCAUCGUUGGGGCAGACGGCAGCCACAGCGUCGUUCGAGAAAAGGCCGGCAUUGCAUUCGAAGGAGGCAGAUGGAACGAGACGUUUCUCAAUGCCGACGUGGUUGUGCGCGACCCUGCCUGGCCUUUCAGCCAGGCUUCGGGGGAACGGAACGGGCGGAGAGGCGGGAUGAAUGUCGUCAGUGAAGACGGAGCACUCAUGGUGAUCCCACUGGCUGGUGGCGGACUCAGACUGGCCGCCGUGACGGGGUUGGAAGAGAUUGAUCGGUCCAUCGAGGACGCGCGCAGGAGGUCCACCAAGCAGACGACAUCCGAUGUUCUCGUCGAUGACAACCAGAAGCAGGACCGAGGCGGCCACCUUGUUGAAACCAUCGACCUGGGUGCGGACAAAGUGCAGACAGUUCUCGACCUGCUGGGCCCCUCUGUUGAGGCAGACGCAGAGACGAAAGAGAAGCCCAGUGACAUCACCAAGAUCGUCUGGACCUCGGCCUACCACGUAGCGCACCGCAUCGCCAGCGAGAUGUUCAAGGCAGAAGCAAGGACGGUCGUAAUUGGCGAUGCAUGCCACACGCAUUCGCCUAUGGGUGGUCAGGGUCUCAAUGCUGGCGUGACAGAUGCUCUACAGCUUUCCCAGAUCCUUGCACCAGCCAUCCUGAACAACAACCUGGCGUCUGUCAAGGACUACCCCCGCAUCGAAGACGACCUUUCGGUGUGGUCGGUCCAGCGCCGAAAGAAGGUGCAGGCGAUUGCCGGCCGGGCAGACGCGAUGCACCGCGCGGCGAGGAUGCGCGGCAAGUGGUUCAACUGGAUUCGCAUCUCGCUCUUCCGGCUCGUGGGCAACUUCCUGGGCAGGAAAAUGGCAAAGGUCGUUGCUGGCUUCGACUAAGUGUGUCAUACGCAAUCAGUACCUGUCUUAGAAGAUACCAGCUUUGGUCUAGAAUGCUACGAU